Anopheles gambiae (African malaria mosquito) is the source of this 4730-nucleotide messenger RNA. Its product is annotated as cyclin-dependent kinase-like 1. Gene Ontology annotation, biological process: protein phosphorylation. The coding region runs from base 3124 to 4347 and encodes 407 amino acids. The transcript has 7 exons. Gene Ontology annotation, cellular component: nucleus. The record is from RefSeq and is a predicted model, not a curated record. Gene Ontology annotation, molecular function: cyclin-dependent protein serine/threonine kinase activity; ATP binding. NCBI's taxonomy places the organism in Eukaryota, Metazoa, Arthropoda, Insecta, Diptera, Culicidae.
AACAGGAUAUAGACGCCUUAUCUUUCACGGUGUACAAUGCUAAUCUUAGACGAAUUACACACACACACUGGCAGGGAGUAUGAUGUAUCGAAAUGGCAACCCUUAACAGCACUAUGUCGUAUUGGGUUGGACAUAGGUUUUUUUAAAAGGGGACUCCCAAUAAUUGACCCCUCAAUAAGAGCCAUCCAAGGUUGGAUUACUUGCACCGACUACAUGGUAUGUGAAAUGUCCAUUGCAAUCGUAUGACUCACGGGCGUGUUGGUCCGUUUUGGGUUUCGUCAUCCUCUGAAACGGAUGUGUUUCAAUUGUUCAAGGUCCGCAGGUGGACAUAGCCCAUAGAUAUAGACCGGAACCCCACCGAUACCCCGAUGCCAUUAGUAUUAGUACUUAUUGAUUGAAUUUAAAAUCUGCUGCUCUAUUACCACUCUACUAGCCACUCAUUGCCAGGUCCGGCGGGUCGGGGAGUCAUGUUAAACGGUUGAUUGAUGAGUGGUGUCGUCCAGCAUUAAUGAUCUAGAUUAGUGCAACAUGCAUGAUAGCCGGACGUAGAAAUAGCUAUAGGACCGCCUCAAAUACCUCACACUAACCUCCCGUAGGACAGCGUUCUGCUGUAUGCAGCAUUUCAAUGUCAACGUGAAAAAUGAUGGAUAUUGGAGUAUUUGUGCUAUUGACAAAUUGAACCCAUCGCGUACCGUAUGAUUACAGAGAGCUCUAGUUAAAGGUUGUCGGAUCUUGUCCAGUUAUUAUGGAGACAAACUUAAUCGAUAUUGAUAAUCGAACGAUGAAAACAAAACGUUAUCGUUUUGUAAAGUUCCGCUUAGUCACCAAGAAGCUUUUUGAUAUUUUUAGAUAUUGGGGAUUGGGUGAUUUUCCUCCGACGCCCGAAUGUACUAGGCAUAUGAAGAAUUUAUAUUUGAAAUGCUAUUGUAAAAAGAAAAUAUUCUGAGAAGAUAUUCUUCUUCUUUUGGCUCAACAACCGUUGUCGGUCAUGGCCUGCUUGUACCACUUAUGGGGUUGGCUUUUCAGUGACUUUUGGAUUACCACCCAUAGCAGGAUAGUCAGUCCUACGUACGGCGGCACGGUCUAUUUGGGGCUUGAACCAAUAUCUGAGAAGAUAUUACUCUCUAAACAAAGUUCAAUCCCAUUUCUAUGGAACUGAACGAUAAUAAUGGCGUUGAGAUUAGAAUUGGUGCUAAAAUAAGAAUAACCUUCAUUGAAAUGUCGUUUCUAGUAAAUAUUUUACAUCAAGCAGAGAUUAGAGGUCCAGAAAUGGAAUUUUGGGGCGUUUUUUUCAAUUACAUGUACUACACAACAACCCAAAGUAUGUCCUUAAAUGCAUAAAACGGCAGGUAAUUGAACGUCCCCAAUGAAUUAUCACAAAUUCCAGAUGGUUAAACUAUUUAAAUAUAAUUUGAUAUUGUUACUCCAUUUCUGAACGAUAAUUUAUGUGAAAUUAUCAGGGCAAUAGCAGUAAAACUCGUUAAGAGCGUUCAAUUUACAAGGAUAUGUAUCCGCAGUGGCGUAUUAACACGAUUGGAUGUCCUAAGCGUUCACACGAAUGUAAGGCCUUCUGAAGUGACGAGCGAGAAUUUAUAUCCGCACGGCCGCUUUGUUUGCGUACCGCUUAAACCACCCCUGUGUAUCCGUUGAGGAAUUGAAUGAUCUUUCAUUUAUUGCAAAAUGAAAUUAUAUAUUUUUUUAAUUAAUUAUUGUACUUUUAGCAUUUUUUUUUUGACGAUACAGCAAUACAAUUGUUUGAAUUUUAAUGCCUCAAAUCUGGCUUUCAGGCGAAAACCUCUCCGAAUUGUAGCACAGGCAUGAAAUGUAUUGCAGAACAUACAUAAGAUGGUAAAAAUGAGCGUGUACUGCUCAGUUUUUACCAGCGAAUGUCCGAGAUACGCAGUUCGUACGUUUAUCUACGAAUAGUGAAAUGUUGCCAGUCGUAUAGAGGAGCUAGCGAAGGAAUGAUUUAAACCAUUAUCGGCCGUGUUUUGAAAUUAAUGAACAUCCCAAGUAUAAUUGGUAGCUGUGCUGGCUUGAACAUGAAUUGCUACAUGAACGGACCAAGUUCAAAUCCCAUAUACGUUUGAAUCGUAAAGAUGAAGAGAAAGUACUUAUGUGUACGGAGUUGAAGAUGUUUUAAUUCAUCACAUAUCAAUGCAGCUUUAUAAAAUUUAACUCAAUAUGAUCCUUUAAGGGACCUCAUUAGCGCGCCAUAUGUGAUUCUGGAAUGCUCCUGUGGCAACUUCACCCAAUUCUGCGUUGCCCCAUAGAUGAUUCACAUCCUUGGUAAUCGUUUUCAUAUCGCGCUUGGCAAUUCUUGGAAUCACAAAAAACAAAAACUCAAAAAAACAUGAAAAAUGGGUUCCUACUAAAACAUGUUCUUACGCAUCCAACUCACUCUACGCGAACCGAUUUUACGCAAUGAACCAAGUGAAGCAACAAGAAGGAAAAUUGUUCUACAGAGGAACAACACACAACAGAAGAAGAAGUAAAAAAAAACAAAUUGCUUUAACGAUCGUUUUAGCCUCUGACCUUAAACGAUUACUUAUGUGUGUGCCGUGUGUACCGGUGUGUAAAAGUUGAAGUUGCCUGACGGCGGCAGCGGCGGCAGUGGUUUUCUCGCAAUCGAUCCGAAACUUUGCAACCGAAAGGUCAACCCUACCGCCAGGUCGGAUGCUUGCACCAAACACUACUGGCCCACUGUUGGCACUACGGCAAAACGGCUAGUAGUAGUAAUGGGUGGUCGUAAGACGGUUCUUCCCAUCCAUUCCCCCGUUUCUUGCGGGGCACAAUGGCGCGAUAAUUAUUGUCGAUAAAAAUCACCUCCCCCCCGUUCCUUUUACCCUCUUCUUGCUUGUUAUAGGAACUAUCCCCUCCCCCCCACACACUCUCCAUAAUGGAACCCUUCUUGCCUUGCCCACGCACGGAAAGGUGUUUGAAAAAGUUCGAGAAAUAUCCAUUACCUUUAGAAGGGGUUGAGAAUAGUUAACGACGAAGGGUACACAUGGGUUGAAGUAGAAACAAAAGGCUCGAAUCCACAAAUCCUUAUGGUGCUCGUUCGGAUAAACAUCAUCCCCCAUUGUGGCGAGGCGAUUGUACUGAAAACAAAAUCUUUGUAUAAUGUGGAACAGCCAGAACCUAUUUAACCAUCAUCAAUUUACAGCAGUUGGCAAUCUACCCUUCAGAUGGACAUCCGGCGAGUCGAAAGCGGAAGGAGUUAUAAAAGCCAUACAGGAAAGCAUGUUCGUCCUGUCGACCCUGUUUUCCAGAUCGCGCGGCAGCAGUAGGAUGGACCGGUACGAGAAGCUAAGCCGGCUCGGCGAAGGAUCGUACGGGGUGGUGUACAAGUGCCGGGACCGCGAGACGGGGUCGCUCGUCGCGGUCAAGCGCUUCGUCGAGUCGGAGGACGAUCCGGCCAUACGCAAGAUCGCGCUGCGGGAGAUACGCCUGCUGAAGAACCUGAAGCACCCGAACCUGGUCUGCCUGCUGGAGGUGUUCCGGCGGAAGCGUCGCCUUCAUCUGGUGUUUGAGUUUUGCGAACACACCGUCCUGCACGAGCUGGAGCGACAUCCGGAGGGCUGUCCAGAUAAUCUAACCAAGCAGAUCACGUACCAAACCAUCCAGGGUGUUGCCUACUGUCACAAGCAGGGUUGUCUGCACCGGGACAUCAAGCCGGAAAACAUUCUGCUCACGGCACAGGGGCAGGUGAAGCUGUGCGAUUUCGGUUUCGCUCGAAUGCUUAGCCCCGGUGAAAAUUAUACAGACUAUGUAGCAACGCGAUGGUACCGAGCGCCGGAACUGCUGGUCGGCGACACACAGUACGGUACGCCGGUGGACGUGUGGGCCAUCGGGUGUGUGUUUGCCGAGCUGGUGCGCGGUGAUGCCCUCUGGCCCGGCCGCAGCGACGUCGAUCAGCUCUACCUGAUACGGCGCACACUCGGCGAUCUACUACCUCGGCAUCUGGCCAUCUUCAAUCAGAAUGAGUUCUUCAAGGGUAUAACGCUUCCCGUGCCACCGACACUGGAAACGCUCGAAGCCAAGAUGCCAUCCCGUACCUUAGCCAAUCCGUUGAUGAUGGAUUUUCUUAAGAAAUGCUUGGACAAGGAUCCCGCCAAACGCUGGUCCUGCGAGCGGUUGGCCACGCAUCCGUACUUCGAAGACUACAUCACCAAGCAGAAGGAGAUCGAGCAGACGAUUACGCUCGAGCAGAAGCAGACGGGCACGCGGGAACUGAAGCCGAAAACUUCGAACACCUCGCUACCGCAGCUACCCGGCACGCAGGAGUCGCGCGUCCCGCAGAAGAAUCUGUUCCUGCGCUCCGACCACCACUUGCCAACCAUCUAAAGCGAGGGGUGUGCAUUCGAACAAGUGGGGGAAGGGGGAGUGGGGUUUUUUUCUCUCUUUUUUGUGCUGGAAUUUUCUACCCGGUUCAAUGCAAACGCCAACCUGUUUUCCCAGCUGCGGUGAUAAACAUGUCGGGGGCUUCUUCACAUUACUAUGUUGUGACCAGCGUAGAAAUUGACACCCUUUUAUUCUUAGCAGCAGCAUGAAGCGUUUGCGUGUCAGUUACAUCUUCGUUUUGUUAUGCAGCCCACUCUUUUUUGUUUCUAACUUAACAGGUUCAGCCCAACAUCUCGACAGAACUGAAAAAAACAAAGCAAAAUCUAAUUAAAAUUAUAUACAUGAAGUAAACUGUAUCAUCAAUAUAUGAAUGAAACUAUAACAAA